ACAUGUCGACCUUGGGCCACGCUGCUGGUGUUGUUUGUCGUAAAAACUGUGUUUUACAGCUUAUUAAAUGUCAGAGAUGUUUAAUACCACGUCGUCAGAACCAUGUUUGGGGAAACGUCAAUAACAGAGGAUCGAAUGUACUAGUGCAAAACUCCACGCAGGCACAAUUUAAGCAGGUCAGAUUUUACUCGGAAAACCAACAGCCAAGAAAUUUCUUUCAAAAACUAAUUAGCCAAGUUCAAGAAGAUCUGAAAAAGAACAAAGAAAUCAAGGAAAAUUUAAAGAAAUUUCGAGAAGAAAGAAAAAGUCUAGAGGAGUCAGAAGCAUUGUUAAAAGCAAGAGAGAAGUUUAAAAAGGUACAAGAAGAAACCAAGAAAAGUUCCACUGUCUUUCAGAAAACGUUUGAGGAUGUUAAAGAAAAAGUUUCAGAGACAGUUGAUGAAGUCAGUAAAUCAGAGUUUGGGAAAAAAAGUAAGGAAUUCACAGAAGAACUGGGGAAAACAGCUGGUAAAGCUGCGGAAACAAUUUCCAGUGCAGGAGAACAGCUCGCAAAGACCCAGCCGAUCAAGAAAGUUGCACAGGGUGUAAAAACAGUAUCUGAGGAAUUAGAUGAACUUGCCUUCUCCAGAAACAGAAUUUAUAAAGCUCCUGAGAAACCACUGAAGAGAUCAGAAUUCAGGACAAUAAAGAAGGAGGAGAAGGAAAUCAAAGUGGAUGAUGAAACCACAGGUGUAACAUUGCAUAAAGACUCCAAGUUCUACCAGAGCUGGCAGAACUUCAAGGAGAAUAAUGCCUACUUAAAUAAAAUGUUUGAAUUAAAGAUGAGAUAUGAUGAAAGUGACAAUCCAGCCAUUAGAGUAACCAGGGCUGUAACAGAUCUGAUAGGCAGGGCUCUAGGUAGUGUAAUGACACCUUCAACUCUAAGUGAGGCGUUGACAGAAAUCAACAAAUACGACCCAUCAUUCACUCCAGAAAGUUUUGCAUCGUAUUGUGAGACUAUUGUUGUCCCUCACAUCUUAGAGGCCAUGAUUAGAGCUGAUUUAGAAGUAUUAAGAGAUUGGUUACAUGAAUCCGCAUACAAUGUUACAUCAGCAAUACUAAAGCCUUACAUAGAAAAUAGAUACAAACCAUGUUCACAGAUCAUUGAUAUUGGGCGAGUGGAUGUUCUUGGAGGUCAAGUUAUGGAGCAGGGUCCAGUUUUACUUAUUCAGUUCCACGCUCAUCAGAUUGAAUGUUGGCGAGAUUUUAAAAAUGAAGUGGUUGUUGGUAGUCCAGAUGAUAUUUUUAAAAUGACCUACACUUGGGCUCUCUGCAGAGAUCAAGAUGAAUUAGACCCAAAGGCUGCUUGGAAACUGUUAGAAUUUAGUGCCACAAAAACGAACGUAGUUAUAUAAACACUUAUCAAAAACACUAGGCUUUUAACGUUAUAUGAAUGGUGCCAAAAAACAUGAAGGUGGUUCCUUCAUGAAAUCCUUGUCGUCAGUGUGAAACGUGUGAAGUAAUGAAAACAUGUGAAGUUAUGAAAAUGUGAAGGUGUUCCUUUCAUUUAAUGACAUGUACUGUGAAGUGAUGACAGAAAAAAUUCACACCUGUUUAACAUAGGUAUCCAUGUGAAGACUAUCAUUCCAUGAGUACAUUUGUAUGUGAUGUGGAAUUUAUGCGGUUACAAAGGUGCAUCACAUUUUAUAAACCAUUCAUACGCCCAUGCUCUUCGAUCUGUGUAUGAUAACUCAAACUUAUUUUAUGUGAGUUCAAUACCAUGCUUCAGAUGCAGUUCUUAUAUAUUUGAUAGGUGUUUGUUACUAAUGACAUGACUGAUAAUAGCUACAUGUACAAUAUCAAUCAGAUUGAACAAUAAUUUAUUUAAAUGAUUAAUAA
Saccostrea echinata is the source of this 1878-nucleotide messenger RNA. Its product is annotated as mitochondrial import inner membrane translocase subunit TIM44-like. The record is from RefSeq and is a predicted model, not a curated record. The transcript has 15 exons. The coding region runs from base 3 to 1394 and encodes 463 amino acids. Gene Ontology annotation, molecular function: protein-folding chaperone binding. Gene Ontology annotation, biological process: protein import into mitochondrial matrix. NCBI's taxonomy places the organism in Eukaryota, Metazoa, Mollusca, Bivalvia, Ostreida, Ostreidae. Gene Ontology annotation, cellular component: mitochondrial inner membrane.